Messenger RNA from Candidozyma duobushaemuli, 2664 nucleotides. Its product is annotated as OPT family small oligopeptide transporter. Gene Ontology annotation, molecular function: oligopeptide transmembrane transporter activity. The coding region runs from base 1 to 2664 and encodes 887 amino acids. Lineage: Eukaryota; Fungi; Ascomycota; Pichiomycetes; Serinales; Metschnikowiaceae. The transcript has a single exon. The record is from RefSeq and is a predicted model, not a curated record. Gene Ontology annotation, biological process: transmembrane transport.
AUGCCUCAGGAAAACACGCUCAACGAGAAACACGUGGUAGCAAUCACAAGCAUCCUCAGCUCGGGCACCCACGGCCAGACUCAGGAUCACGAGGUAGAUCUUCAAGCCCUUACCUCGCAGGAUAUUGCUCUUGAGGAUGUGGCUGAUGGGCUUUCCUCUGCUCAGAAAUUCUAUGUCUUGAAGCGUCUCAAUCUUGACCACUUGGAGUCGCUUGACGACUUGCCCGUCACGGCGACCUUCAUGUUGGAGAAGAUUUCCCACUUUCCUGUGGAGGAGUCGUUGCAAAUUUUGAAUAAUUACUUGACAGAGCACGAGGACGAUGUAAACAUUCCCACCAGCGAAUACGACUUCAUCAAGCAGCUCUACGACGACGCUCCUCGGCACCUUUCCCUUGGGGACGUGAAGGAUGGCUCCUCCCUGGUGGAGGAGAAGAAGGUUAGUAUUGAUGAGAAGGGUCCCCAGACCUAUACCGUCCAGAAGGGCUCAGAUACCGAGUCCAACGAGUUGGAGAUCCACGACUGGGAAUUCCAGCUUCGUACCGAAGCGGCUAUGAUUGCCUAUUUCUCUCCUUACCCAGAGGUGAGAUCUGUCACCAACCCUUACGAUGAUCCUAGUAUUCCCGUGGAGACCCUCAGAGUUUACCUUCUUGGUAUCCUCUGGACCGGUGUGGGCUCUUUCGUGAACCAGUUUUUUGCCGAGAGGCAGCCCGGUAUUUCUUUGAGUCCUGCAGUGGUGCAGCUUUUGCUUUACCCCUCGGGUGUCUUGUUGGCUACUAUUCUCCCUAAGAAGACAAUCAGACUCUGGAGAUGGUCCAUUGACUUGAACCCUGGUCCUUGGAACUACAAGGAGCAAAUGUUGGCCACUAUCUUCUACUCGGUGUCUGCUGGUACACCUUACGUUUCAUCCAACAUCCACGUGCAAAAGCUUCCUCGUUACUACAACAACCAGUGGGUCGAUUGGGGCUACCAGAUUUUGCUCAUUCUCUCGACAAACUUCAUGGGUUUUGGUUUCGCCGGUAUCAUCAGAAAAUUCGCUGUGUACCCUGUGAGAGCAUUGUGGCCUACACUUUUACCCACACUUGCCUUGAACAGAGCCUUGUUGCAGAAGGAUAAGAAGGAGAGCAUCAAUGGAUGGAAGAUCUCGAGAUACAACUUUUUCUUCCUUUUCUUCAGCAUCUCGUUUCUUUACUUCUGGAUCCCAAACUACCUUUUUGAAGCAUUGUCCUACUUCAACUGGCUCACUUGGAUCGCCCCUAAUAAUUUCGAGUUGAGUUUGGUGACGGGUUCGCUUUACGGUUUGGGACUCAACCCACUUCCAACAUUCGACUGGAACGUUAUCAACUAUAACAGUGCUUUGAUCAUCCCAUUCUACUCUCAGAUCAACCAGUACAUUGGUUCGUUCAUCGGUUUUAUCUGCAUUAUUGGACUCUACUACUCCAACUACUACUGGUCGGCCUAUCUCCCAAUCAAUACCUCCACUUUAUUUAACAACAAAGGUGAGAGAUACCAAGUCCAGGAAGUCGUCAACGAGAGAUCUUUAUUUGACAAUGAAAAGUACCAAGAAAUUGGACCACCAUUCUACUCAGCUGCCAACUUGCUCGUUUACGGCAGUUUCUUUGCCAUCUACCCUUUUGCAUUCAUCUAUGAAGUUUUCUGGAACUGGAGACCCAUGUGGUUUGCCUUGAAGCAUUUGGGUGGCUCAUUCAAAAACUUCAGAAAGUCCACCUUCGAAGGCUUUGAUGACCCACACAGCACGAUGAUGAAGCAAUAUAAGGAAGUUGCCGACUGGGCUUUCGUUGUCAUUUUGAUCAUCGCCGUUGUAUUGGCAAUUGUCUGUGUUCAAGUGUAUCCUGCUGAGACCCCAGUCUGGGGUAUUUUUUUUGCACUUGGAAUAAACUUCAUCUUCUUGAUUCCCCUCACUGCCAUCCAAGCCACCACUGGUUGGGGUUUUGGUCUUAAUGUGUUGGUGGAAUUGAUUGUCGGUUAUGCCUUGCCAGGUAACGGUCUCGCAUUGAACUUCAUCAAGGCGUUGGGUUACAACAUCAACGGUCAGGCACAAAACUAUAUCACCGAUCAAAAAAUGGGUCACUAUGUCAAGAUCCCACCAAGAGCUCUUUUCCGCUGUCAGGUGCUUUCUGUCUUCAUUGCCUCCUUCAUUUCUUUGGCUGUGAUGAACUUUAUGAUUGACAAUGUCGAGGACUACUGUACGCCUCAAAGUUCCCAGAAGUUUCUUUGCCCAAGCUCAAACGUCUUUUUCUCCGCUUCAGUCUUGUGGGGUACAAUCGGUCCCAAGAAGGUCUUUGGUGGCCUUUACCCAUUGUUAGAGUGGUGCUUCUUGAUCGGUGCCCUUGCUCCAAUUCCUUGCAUCCUUUUCAAAAAAUACGGACCAAAGAAGAUCACCAAAUACUUCCAGCCAACGUUGAUCAUCGGAGGUUUCUUGAUCUAUGCCCCUUACAACUUGAGUUAUUUCACCACAGGUGUGUACUUCUCCUUCAUCUUCAUGUACUAUAUCAGAAAGCAUUACCAGGCCUGGUGGGAGAAGUACAACUUCGUCUUGUCUGGAGCCAUGGACGCAGGUGUUGCCUUCAGCAGUAUCAUUAUUUUCUUUGCUGUCCAGUAUCAUGACAAGCCUAUUGACUGGUGGGGCAACUCUGUUUCCUACUAA